Messenger RNA from Rasamsonia emersonii CBS 393.64, 927 nucleotides. Its product is annotated as RNH70 is involved in DNA replication and RNA processing. Gene Ontology annotation, molecular function: 3'-5' exonuclease activity; nucleic acid binding. Lineage: Eukaryota; Fungi; Ascomycota; Eurotiomycetes; Eurotiales; Trichocomaceae. Gene Ontology annotation, biological process: ribosomal large subunit assembly; rRNA processing. The record is from RefSeq and is a predicted model, not a curated record. The transcript is spliced from 3 exons. The coding region runs from base 1 to 927 and encodes 308 amino acids. Gene Ontology annotation, cellular component: nucleus.
AUGGAGCUCAAAGACCUCUCGAGCAAUUGGAAGAAACUCCAGGAGCAACUGAAAAAAGGAAAGGAAAAAGAAAGCGGACCCGGUUCAACCUCGUCCUCUAAGCGCAAGAUCUCCGAUUCCGAGCCGCAGAAUGCUGUGAAGAGAAGGAAAGCGGAGAUCCCUACUGAGAAGAAAACCGCGAAACAAAAGAAAUCGUCCAAGCCGGGGAGGAUGUCCCAGGUUGCCGGGUCCGAAGGGACCCAGGAGGUGAAGAAAAUAGAGACGGAGGUUGUGUCGCGGCGAAAUUCUACGGCCUCGACUGAGAAGGGGGAACCGCGAAAUGGGCAGGUGAAUGAGGGUCGUUCUCCAACAGCCGAAAUAGGCAAAUACCUCGCGAUCGAUUGUGAGAUGGUGGGCGUUGGCCCAAAUCCCGAGGAGGAUUCGGCCCUUGCGCGUGUCUAUGACUCUUUCGUCAGGCCCAAAGAGAAGGUCACGGACUGGAGGACACAUGUGAGCGGAGUUUCACCGAAAGACAUGGCCAACGCCCGGUCGCUGGAGGAAGUCCAGAAGGAUGUCGCCGAAAUAAUCGAAGGCAAGAUCCUGAUCGGCCAUGCAGUGAGGAAUGACUUGGAAGCCCUCCUGUUAAGCCAUCCAAAACGUGACAUACGAGAUACAAGCAGGCAUCCGCCGUACCGAAAGCUUACCGGAGGCGGUUCCCCGCCGCUGAGAGUGCUGGCUGCGGAGCUGCUUGGAUUGAAGAUCCAGGAAGGAGCCCAUUCGAGUGUCGAAGACGCGAGGGCCACGAUGCUUCUUUUCAGACGAGAUAAGGAGUCGUUUGAUCGGGAGCAUGCAAAGAAAUGGCCCGUGCGGGUCGUGAAGGAAGGCGAGGACAAGGGGAAACCGGCGAAGAAGAAGAAAAAGACCAAGAAGAAAAGCAGAAAGAGAUGA